Messenger RNA from Lagopus muta (rock ptarmigan), 5172 nucleotides. It is a transcript of the gene NNT, whose product is annotated as nicotinamide nucleotide transhydrogenase. Gene Ontology annotation, cellular component: mitochondrial inner membrane. Gene Ontology annotation, molecular function: NAD binding; NADP binding. NCBI's taxonomy places the organism in Eukaryota, Metazoa, Chordata, Aves, Galliformes, Phasianidae. Gene Ontology annotation, biological process: proton transmembrane transport; NADPH regeneration. The coding region runs from base 239 to 3499 and encodes 1086 amino acids. The record is from RefSeq and is a predicted model, not a curated record. The transcript has 22 exons.
GCGAAGCGCCGUUCACGGUCCUGUCCGGGUCGGGCGCGGCUCCUGCGCGGGGGGCUGCGGCCCUUCGGGGGCUCGGGCGGCGGCCCGACUCGGUCUGGGUCCCGGGGGCGGUCGGAGCUCCUUGUUUAGAGCGAUGGUCUGAAGAGAAUGCGGUUCUAAGCCGCGGCAUGCCAACGUGUGGGUCAGCUUGCAAGGGAUUCCAUACGUGGCAAGGAGUCGGCUGGGAGGUCGGGGCGACAUGGCGAGCCUUCUGCGCGUUGCUGUCACUGGGUGCUCAGUGCCUGCCCUUGGUGCUGUGCUUCCACCCAAGGUACACUCCACAAAGAUGCCGUGUUUGCGAAUGUUUGGAACCCACCAGGCACUCUGGUCCCAGGCAGCCCUGAAGCCAGGAAUCCCUUACAAACAGCUGACUGUAGGUGUACCCAAGGAAAUUUUUGAGAAUGAGAAGAGAGUGGCUCUAUCGCCGGCUGGAGUUCAAGCCUUGAUUAAGCAGGGCUUCAAUGUUGUGGUGGAGUCUGGUGCUGGAGAAGCCUCCAAAUUUUCUGAUGAUCAUUACAGAGAAGUUGGAGCAAAAAUCCAGGGGACCAAGGAAGUCUUGGCCUCUGAUGUGAUUGUAAAAGUGAGAGCUCCUAUGCAUAAUCCAGCCUUAGGUGUACACGAGGCAGACCUUUUUAAGACAGCACCUACCCUGAUUAGUUUUAUCUACCCAGCACAAAAUCCAGACCUCCUGAAAAAACUUGCAGAAAAAAGAACUACUGUCUUGGCUAUGGAUCAAGUUCCACGGGUCACCAUUGCUCAGGGAUAUGAUGCACUUAGCUCCAUGGCGAACAUUGCUGGUUACAAAGCUGUUGUAUUGGCAGCAAAUCACUUUGGUCGGUUUUUCACGGGUCAGAUCACAGCUGCUGGUAAAGUUCCUCCAGCCAAGGUCUUGAUCAUUGGAGGAGGAGUUGCUGGCCUGGCUUCUGCAGGAGCAGCUAAAUCAAUGGGUGCAGUGGUUCGUGGUUUUGAUACCAGGGCUGCAGCUCUGGAACAGUUUAAGUCUCUUGGUGCUGAGCCCUUGGAAGUAGACAUAAAGGAAUCUGGAGAGGGUCAGGGUGGUUAUGCAAAAGAAAUGUCUAAGGAGUUUAUUGAAGCUGAAAUGAAACUCUUUGCCAAACAGUGCCAAGAUGUUGAUAUUAUCAUCACUACAGCACUUAUUCCAGGUAAAAAAGCUCCUGUCUUGUUUAAGAAAGAUAUGAUUGAAUCUAUGAAAGAAGGUUCAGUUGUUGUGGAUUUAGCUGCAGAAGCUGGGGGAAACAUUGAGACAACAAAGCCUGGAGAACUGUAUGUUCAUAAGGGUGUUACACACAUUGGCUACACAGACUUACCGAGCAGAAUGGCUACUCAGGCCAGUACUCUGUAUUCCAAUAAUAUUAUCAAACUUCUAAAGGCUAUUAGUCCUGACAAAGAGAACUUCUACUUUGAUCCAAAAGAUCAGUUUGAUUAUGGUACUCUGGAUCAUGUAAUUAGAGGCACUGUAGUAAUGAAGGAUGGCAAGGUGAUUUUUCCAGCACCUCCACCAAAUAACAUUCCCCAAGGAGCCCCUGUGAAGCCAAAGACUGUAGCGGAGCUGGAAGCAGAAAAAGCAGCUACUAUUACACCUUUCAGAAAAACUAUGACUAGUGCGUCUGUAUACACAACAGGUCUGGCUAGCAUGUUAGGACUUGGUAUUGUUUCUCCUAAUAAUGCUUUCACUCAAAUGGUGACAACAUUUGGCCUAGCUGGAAUAGUGGGAUACCAUACAGUAUGGGGUGUGACUCCUGCUCUUCACUCUCCACUCAUGUCAGUGACUAAUGCCAUCUCAGGACUAACUGCAGUUGGUGGGCUGGUAUUGAUGGGAGGAACCUAUCUCCCUGAAAAUGCUCCACAAAGUCUAGCAGUUCUUUCAGCCUUUAUCUCUUCAGUCAAUAUUGCAGGUGGGUUUCUAGUUACACAGAGAAUGCUGGAUAUGUUCAAACGUCCCACAGAUCCUCCUGAGUACAAUUACUUGUACCUACUUCCUGGUGGUGUAUUUGUAGGAGGCUAUGCAGCUGCUCUCAGUGGUGGCUAUAGCAUUGAACAGAUGAUGUAUCUGGGCUCAGGCUUAUGCUGUGUUGGUGCCCUGGCUGGUCUGUCCACCCAAGGAACAGCUCGUCUUGGAAAUGCUUUGGGAAUGAUUGGUGUUGCAGGAGGUUUAGCAGCAACUCUAGGAGGCCUUAAACCUUCACCUGAAUUGUUGGCUCAGAUGUCAGGUGCAAUGGCACUUGGUGGCACCAUAGGUUUGACAAUUGCUAAACGCAUCCAGAUUUCAGAUCUGCCUCAGCUGGUAGCUGCUUUUCAUAGUUUGGUUGGUUUGGCUGCUGUGCUCACCUGUGUAGCAGAAUACAUGAUUGAGUAUCCUCACUUUGCUACGGAUCCAGCUGCAAACCUUACCAAGAUUGUGGCGUACCUUGGAACGUACAUUGGAGGAGUGACUUUCAGUGGCUCUCUUAUUGCUUAUGGAAAGCUGCAAGGUAUCCUGAAUUCUGCGCCUUUGCUCUUGCCUGGUCGACAUGCACUGAAUGCAGGUUUACUGGCUGCCAGCUUUGGUGGAAUGAUUCCAUACAUGAUUGAUCCUAGCUACACUACAGGGAUUACUUGUCUCGGUUCUGUGUCAGCUCUCUCAGCCAUAAUGGGUGUCACUUUAACAGCAGCUAUUGGAGGUGCUGACAUGCCUGUAGUUAUUACAGUUCUGAACAGUUAUUCUGGAUGGGCCUUGUGUGCUGAGGGCUUCCUACUGAACAACAACUUGCUGACCAUUGUUGGUGCACUCAUUGGAUCCUCUGGGGCCAUCCUCUCUUACAUCAUGUGUGUGGCUAUGAAUCGUUCCCUUGCAAAUGUGAUUCUGGGGGGCUAUGGCACCACGUCGACAGCUGGUGGAAAGCCUAUGGAAAUAACUGGAACCCACACAGAAAUUAAUGUGGACAAUGCAAUUGAAAUGAUAAAAGAAGCAAACAGCAUUAUUAUUACUCCAGGCUAUGGUUUGUGUGCAGCAAAAGCUCAGUACCCCAUAGCUGAUCUAGUGAAGAUGUUGAGAGAACAAGGGAAAAAUGUUAGAUUUGGCAUUCACCCUGUGGCAGGUCGUAUGCCUGGACAGCUUAAUGUACUCCUAGCAGAAGCUGGUGUUCCCUAUGAUAUUGUUCUGGAAAUGGAUGAGAUCAAUGAAGACUUCCCAGACACUGACUUGGUCCUUGUAAUUGGGGCAAAUGAUACAGUUAAUUCAGCAGCUCAGGAAGAUCCAAACUCCAUCAUAGCUGGAAUGCCAGUUCUUGAAGUCUGGAAGUCCAAACAGGUCAUUGUUAUGAAGAGAUCUUUGGGAGUUGGAUAUGCAGCUGUGGACAAUCCAAUCUUCUACAAACCUAAUACUGCCAUGCUGUUGGGAGAUGCUAAGAAGACUUGUGAUGCCUUGCAAGCCAAAGUCAGGGAAUCAUAUCAAAGCUAAAUACCAGUUUCUGUUCAAGUCACAAUAAUGACUACGUUUUUGUCACAGAAGUCAUGGAAAACAAGAUUUGGAAGUGUCUCUUACUGUCAUAAUGCAGCCAAUGUUUGCAGAAGACAGCAUUGACUCCUAGGAGAUAUAGUUGAGUGAGAGAUGCAGGUCCUUAUGAAAGGAGGGUAUAUCAGCCCAUCAAACUAAAUUUCCUAUGAGACAAUGCAUUUGAAUGAAAAUAUGCUUUCUAAGGUUAACAUUGAGCUGUUGGAAGCAGAAGGUAAUUACUUUUUAUUAUCCUUAAGUGGUUAUUGGCUUCUUUCUGCUAUCUAUACUUCUGUCAUGGAAAUUCACUGAAAAUUACUGUGCCAAGAUUCAUUCUGUCUUAUCAUUAAAGCUGUCUUUUGGCCAGUAUGAACAAAAAUAGCUAUUUAUUUCAUCAAAACAUAAAGUAAAAUUACAGCCAGAUGUGAACAGAUGCAAAUAAAUGCUUACAUAAUUUGAGAUUCCAAUCUUAAUAUUGUGUUAAAUCGCUAUAAAGAGAUGAACUGUUCCUUUUGUGGAUUGUAUGGAUGCUGUGAAUCAGGAGCAUAGAAUAGUUACUCUUCUUUAAGAAUAAAACUGGGAUUUCAGGGACCUACUGAGUGAUCUUCAAUCCUGACAAGGAAGUAUAUACACCUGCACUGCUUAACUAUUUGCAGCAGCUCUUAGAUUCUCCAUCUUUUCCAGUUGUUGCCUUUUUAAAUCUUAGGAGAAUACACGGUCCUGUUCUGUACAGCCAAAACAGAUUGCAUAUCCAGACUGUUAACAGAAUCUGGACUGCACUGUUUCAGUUUUUAUUCACUUAGAUAUUUAAAUGUAUUUACUGUUUUAAAAUUUAGUAAUGCUUCCUUAAUCAAUAUUUUUGUGAUGCUGAAGAAGGCACUUUUAAACAUAUUUAAGAUGCUGGAGUUUAUUAGAUUUUUUUUUUAAUAAGCUAUUGUUUGGACAGCACAGAAACGUACCAAACUUAAAAUCCAGUGUUUUGAUUAUUUGACUUCUCCUUAAUCCAAUUUAAAGCACUGUUUAAAUUCCCACAAUAAAUUCAGCAAAGAAUUAAAUUAUGACAUAGAUUGCUGUUUUAUUUUUAUUAUGCUAAGUGUACUUGAGUGGAACUCAAAUAUUUGCUUAAUGAAAUGCAUUUAUCAUGUUUGCAUAAUGAUGUAGCAACUGUCCAUGGCGACAAAGGCUAAAUAGAAAUAGUUUUACUUGUGUAGAAAGCAUUAUUAUUUGGGGAUAAUAACUUACGAUCAAGUAAGUCUUGAAAUUAGUCCAUCUGUACUGACAGAACAAACAUCUUUGUAUUAUGCCAUGUAUUGAGACCUCAUAUAAAAUAUAGUAUUUCCACGUAGCUACCUCUAUUUUUAUGUGAAGAUCACUUAAAACACAGACUUUAAACAGGUAAUGUAGGAAGAAAUGUAACAGUAUGUAAAAGCUACCCUUUUGCAAAUCUUUUUUGUAUAAUUUGAAAAUAAAAAUUAUCACAUAGGCAUUAACAUGUUGUACACUGCAGGAAAGUACUUGUAAUUAAAUUAUAACUUAAAACAUUGCAGCAGCUUUGUUUGAAUGUAAAGUGUGAUAUCUUAAUAUCAUUAUAUUCAACUUUCCUUUAAGGUAUGCAAAAAAAAAAAAAAAAAAAAUAGAAA